AAAGGCUGCUGGGAAAUUUUUGAAACAGGAAGCAACGUGAGCCGAUAAACAAGUCGACAUCUAGCAGGAUUGGAAGGUUUGCGGGUGGAAUAACGUUAGCAACGUUAACCCGGAAGAUUCCCACAACUGCAAGACGUCUUCGAACAUGGAGGACAUAAGCACCGUGAUGUCCUGGUUCUCCAGCCCCAUGUACAGCCGCUACUGGCAGCACUACCAGCAGGCCAUGGCCUGGCACCAGAGACACAGGCGAGCCUACCGGAAGGCCUUGGAGGCUGCCUACGGCCCCACGUACAGCCAGGGGCGGAGUCCCGGCAGCCAGCGGCAGCGCUACGCGGACUGGAACGCAGGGGAGGACGACGACGACGGAGAGGACGGAGAGGACGGGGACGAGGAGAGCAGCUCGGACAGUGAGAUCGAGUGCGACAUCAGCAACAUGGAGAUCAGCGAGGAGCUUCGGCAGUACUUCGCCCAGACAGAGAAACACAAAGAGGAGCUGAAGAAGCAGCAGCAGAUGGAGGCCGAGCAGCACGACAGCUACGUGCCGGCCGACCAGGACCUCCGCGGCGUCUCCUGGCGAAGCAGCGCGGCUCCUCCCUCGGACCGACCCGGCGAGAGACGCGGGGCGGAGAUGAAGAAGCUCUAUGGCAAGGACGCCGCCAAGAUGCUGGCCAUGGAGGCAGCGAUGCAGCUCAAUUUCGACAGAAACUGCGACCUCAAACAGCCCAAGUACUGGCCUGUUAUCCCACUGAAACUGUGACGGCUGUAAACUGUUUGAUUUGGAGGAGAUCCCUUCUCCGAUCUCUCGGUGUGACAGCGGCUUUGCCGUGGAAUGGACUGUGGCUGUCGCUGAUGUGGAACUAAUGGUGUGGGUUAGCUGAGGGCUACAAGUUAUUUUAAGCACAAAUAAAGUUGCAUGAAUUAGCUGAGCUUCUGCUUAGCCAGGCGCGAGUGUCACUGACCUGUCAGCUGCUGCUCUAAAUGAAAACUUGUGA
Molecule: messenger RNA, 992 nt
Organism: Anarrhichthys ocellatus (wolf-eel)
Lineage: Eukaryota; Metazoa; Chordata; Actinopteri; Perciformes; Anarhichadidae
Gene: gemin8
Product: gem (nuclear organelle) associated protein 8
Exons: 4
Coding region: 146-757 (203 amino acids)
Biological process (GO): spliceosomal snRNP assembly
Cellular component (GO): SMN complex
Source: RefSeq, a predicted model, not a curated record